UUUAUGUGUUAAUCUUAUGCUUUAGCUAUAGAUUUAUCUCUGUCUAUGAGAUACAAGCAGAAAGCAUAAGGAAAAGGCUCUGGACGAUGAAUCAAAAUUUUUUUUCACCAUAUCAAUUUCAUCCAUUAAAAAAUGCUUUAAAACAGAAUUAAAAUGCGAGGAAAAUGGUACAUGUUCCCCUAAAUAUGGCAGUGUCCCACAAAACACUUGGGUCAUUUUCGCUUCUGUUGGAUUGCGCUCUUGUUGAUUGCUGGUCUGGUUACUUGUUCAUUUGCGCAUGCUCUUUUCUAUUUGAUAACUGGUAGUGUUUGUUUUUCUAUUGCUUGUGAAAUAUAAUUUGUCUUCUUUUUUUGCUCUGCAACAACCAACAACAUAGAUAUGUUUUUUAGUCUCUGUUUUGGGAGCAACUUGGAGAUCAAUAACCUUUCAGCUUCAAUUCCCUCUGUCACUAAGGUGGAUCUUUUGUAAUUAUCUUUUAAUCAUACUUACUGUCAUUAUUUUCUUAUUCAUCUCUGUUAUCGAUGUUAACAAAUCCGAAGUAUGUAUUUCUCCCUUUCCUUCUUUUAAAACUAAUACUCAGAACUGAUUUUGGAGAAAAACCAUUUCUAAGACCAGUAAUGCGUUCAAAAACCCAGUUUUGAACAUGGAACCGGUUUUGAUACUAAAACCGGUUUCUCCAUCUACAACGAUGCCCUUAGGACGCAUCUAGUGGUCUAGUAAAAUAAAGUUGUUACUUGUGAAAAGGUAAAACCAGAAUGAAUAAAGUAUUGUGACUUUGUCAUAAAAGUAAAACAAGGUUGAUUUUUCAGUUGUCACCCAUCUAACACACCCUGAAGGAAGAGUGAUAAAGUGAAACAGGGAAAAAUUCUGUUUCUCUCUGGUUUGUGGGCAUGGUUGAGAAAGAGAUGGAAGAUCCCAGUCUAGAAGUGAUCCGGAAAUGGAUAAAAGGCCUGUCAGAUGGGACUUAUGGUCAAGAGUUUACUUCCACCACAAGGGUUAUCCGGCUAGUAAAGGCACACAAAGGUUUCAUCCUUUGUGACUUGAUCAUACACAGUGGCUUGUUGGAUGAAAAUGGAAAUUGGCAUGUCAGUGCCAUAGCAACAUUAGUUGACAUCAUUGCAAGUUUUACCUCCUACUCCGUUACCUCGUGUCUGCAGGUCACUCUUGAUUUAAGUAUCUCAUACUACUCAACGGCAAAGCUUCAAGCAGUUUUCUCUUCAUCUUGUAUAAUUCACUUUUUAACCAUAGGAAGAGGUUGAAGUGGAGGCAAAGGUUAUAAGAAAGAAGGAUGAGUUGAUUUCUGUGAUUGUGGAAGUCAGGAAAAAGCAUAAUGGAGAACUGGUUGCUCUUGGAAAGCUGUGGAUGGUAGCUAGAAAGAAUCCAAGAAAGUAAACUCUACUUUGGUGUUUUAAUACUAGAUCCCAUACGAGUAAAUUCAGUGCUUCCUCUAACUACUUCGGUGUUUUAAUAUAUAGGUAGACGAGUAAAUUCAGUGUUUCCUCUUAGAGUGUAUACUGUGAGAGGCCUAACUCAACCCCAAAAGCUAACUCAAGGGAUGAGGGUUGCCCCUUACUUAUAUAUUCUAAUGCGGGAUUAACUUUUAGUCAAUGUGAGACUUGGAUUAUUUCUAACACUUAGUUUGUUAACAGUACCUAUAUAUUCAUUGGAAGUCAUUGUAAUUACUGCAAUAACAAUAAUUUAUCACAACUAUUACUACUACUAUUAACGACAAUAAUGAAUAAUUAAAUAAACCGAGUAGUUGAUCUGGU
Molecule: messenger RNA, 1769 nt
Organism: Glycine soja
Lineage: Eukaryota; Viridiplantae; Streptophyta; Magnoliopsida; Fabales; Fabaceae
Exons: 3
Coding region: 891-1259 (122 amino acids)
Molecular function (GO): fatty acyl-CoA hydrolase activity
Source: RefSeq, a predicted model, not a curated record